Cyphellophora attinorum is the source of this 1719-nucleotide messenger RNA. Its product is annotated as Translation initiation factor RLI1. Gene Ontology annotation, molecular function: ribosomal small subunit binding; ATP hydrolysis activity; iron ion binding. The coding region runs from base 1 to 1719 and encodes 572 amino acids. Gene Ontology annotation, biological process: ribosomal subunit export from nucleus; translational termination; translational initiation. Lineage: Eukaryota; Fungi; Ascomycota; Eurotiomycetes; Chaetothyriales; Cyphellophoraceae. The record is from RefSeq and is a predicted model, not a curated record. The transcript has 3 exons.
AUGGCGGACAAACUCACGAGGAUCGCUAUCGUCAAUAGCGACAAAUGUAAACCCAAGAUCUCUGUGCAUUGGAUGCGGUAUCUGCCCAAAGAAAUGCCCCUUCGGAGCGAUCAACAUCAUCAACUUGCCCACCAACUCGAAUCAAUGACCACCCAUCGCUACUCGGCCAACAGUUUCAAACUCCACCGCCUGCCUAUGCCAAGACCCGGUCAGGUCCUCGGCCUCGUUGGCACAAACGGUAUUGGCAAGUCUACCGCCCUCAAAAUUCUCAGCGGCAAGCUCAAGCCCAACCUCGGUCGCUUUGACAAUCCGCCCGACUGGUCCGAAAUCUUGAAAUACUUUCGUGGCUCGGAAUUGCAGAACUACUUCACCAAGGUCCUCGAAGAUAACCUCAAGACCGUCGUCAAGCCUCAAUAUGUUGAUCAGCUUCCGAAGGCGAUCAAGGGCGCGGUUCGAGAUGUCUCACCUUUGAUCGAAUCCCGAAGCCAACUCGGCAACAUGGACCACAUCAUGAAAGUCCUUGAACUGGAGGGCGUUGCGGAUCGUGAAGUAGCUGUUCUCUCUGGUGGUGAGCUGCAGCGGUUUGCUCUGGCCAUCACUUGUGUUCAGAAGGCGGAUGUUUACAUGUUUGAUGAGCCGUCGUCUUACCUCGAUGUCAAGCAACGUCUCGCGGCUGCACGCACAAUCCGUGAACUCCUCACUCACAACAACUACGUUAUAGUGGUUGAACACGAUCUGUCAGUCCUCGACUACCUUUCGGAUUUCAUCUGCGUCCUUUACGGCCGUCCUGCUGUCUACGGUGUUGUCACUCUUCCAGCGUCUGUCCGUGAAGGCAUCAAUAUCUUCUUGGAUGGUCACAUUCCGACCGAGAAUUUGCGCUUCCGAGAGGAGUCGUUGACCUUCAGGCUGGCCGAGGCUGGUGAGGACUACCAAGUCGACAAGGCACGCGGUUUCCAGUAUCCCAAGAUGGCGAAAACGCUUGGAGGCUUCCACCUCGAGAUCGAAAGUGGCUCUUUCACCGAUUCCGAGAUCAUUGUCAUGAUGGGUGAGAACGGAACCGGCAAAACCACAUUUUGCAAGUUGCUUGCAGGUGCAGAGAAACCCGACGGUACUCAGAAGGUGCCGGCUAUGCAUAUCAGCAUGAAGCCGCAAAAGAUCACGCCAAAAUUCCAAGGCACAGUUCGCCAGCUCUUCUUCAAGCGCAUUAAGGCUGCGUUCCUCAAUGCUCAGUUUCAGACUGAUGUCUACAAACCACUCAAGAUCGACGACUUCAUCGACCAAGAAGUCCAGAACCUGUCUGGCGGUGAAUUGCAGCGUGUCGCCAUCGUCUUGGCACUUGGCUUGCCUGCCGACAUCUACCUAAUCGACGAGCCUUCUGCCUAUCUCGAUUCCGAGCAGCGUAUCAUCGCGGCUCGUGUCAUCAAGCGCUUCAUCAUGCACAACAAGAAGACCGCCUUCAUUGUCGAGCACGAUUUCAUCAUGGCCACCUACCUCGCUGAUCGCGUCAUUGUAUUCGACGGCGAGCCAUCGAAGAAUGCUCGAGCCAACCCACCAGAGUCCCUGCUCACCGGCUGCAAUCGCUUCCUCAAGAGUCUGGAUGUCACCUUCCGCCGUGACCCCAAUACUUAUCGCCCGCGUAUCAACAAGGACAAGUCUCAGCUCGACCAAGAGCAGAAGUUGGCUGGUAAUUACUUCUUCCUGGAGGAAGAAAAGAGUUGA